This is a messenger RNA of Exophiala viscosa, 2348 nucleotides long. RefSeq lists its product as uncharacterized. The coding region runs from base 363 to 2144 and encodes 593 amino acids. Lineage: Eukaryota; Fungi; Ascomycota; Eurotiomycetes; Chaetothyriales; Herpotrichiellaceae. The transcript has 2 exons. The record is from RefSeq and is a predicted model, not a curated record.
GUACUGUAAUCCUUGAAUACUCCGUACCUAAGGUACAUAUCAUGCAUACUCCAAGCCAGACGAAGUUGGUACAGCUACUUAUCGUAGACUACCUCAAUGCACCGUUGACAAGAUCAUCCCUCCAACCCCAGGAUUCAACAGGCACACACCGUCGGAGAGAUAACGCCCAUGCACUGCUAGAUUGUGCCCUUAUUGGCCUCUGUCUGCAUCCUGCCCACUGCAUGUCUCACUGUAAAAGUCCAUUGUAAGAGGCUCAGUCCAUCACUCUAACCAGAAUUGUUCACUCUAUGAGUCUGGAAACACUCUGGUUCAUCGCCUUGUGAGCCUCAUACACGAAACUGGAAGGUAUUGUAGGAGGCCUCAUGUUUCCUCCGCAGACGAGCACUGCAGAUAUCCUUGUACAAGGGGCCAAAAAGGACAGUAGCUUCUCAAUAGCUUGCCUGCAAGAUUACAAGCUGGCUCGAAGACGCCCGACAGCUCCUCACCAUGACCGUCACAGACGAGAGCGAGUCAUGAGAAGCAAGUCGCCUGAGCCAGGGGAGCAUAAAGGCUCAUGCCAUCUGCACUUUUUCUCAGAUUGUGAGUCUGCCAGGUGCCUUCUAAGGUUGGACACUCUCGUUGACAAAAUGCUCGUCCGACGCUUGCUGGCCUACUUGGGCCUCAGUGCCAUAGCAUUCGCUAAACGAAACGAUCGUCAACUCGCCAGAGGUGAAACUGAGACUGCUUGGGGAUGGUCUACAACGACAGUUUCAACAACUACAAUUCCAGUGUGGACCACGUCGACCACGGCGACUACCAACACCACCACUCCAGUCUGGACGCCUUCAACCACGACAACGACCACUGUACCUUGCACUGUCACCGCUUAUACCACUGUCACUGUCGCACCUAAUGUGACAUCUACAUUGGUGACCGUCAGUACGCCGCCGCCAUCGAUAGUCGUCGUAACUGGCACGGGUCCACGUUCCACAAUAACAGUUGUGACCACUGUUACAGGAUACCCUCCGACGAGCACUACGGCAUGGGGCAGCUCAACCUGGGGUGCUCCAACCACCACAGCUGCUUUCAAGCUCAAGCCUAGGGGUGGGGUAUGGUCGUCUUCAUCCACCGCCGGGACAAGCGCAGUCACCGGGUGGACUUACUGGAACUCCACGAGCAGCCAGUGGACCACCACCACAACGACAACAACCACGACCACGACGCCUACAACUACUACCACCACAAGUACUCCCCCAACCACCACCACAACCACCACCACGACUACCCCAGCCUCACCCUCAUGCGUGACGAUCACCUUGGCACUAACAGCUACCUCUGUUACCUUAGCUACUACAACGACAACAACUGCAGCAACACUUUUGACGACCACUGUGGAGCCGGCUCCUGCGACCACCACUUCCACACACUAUGUUCAGCCAACCUCGCCUGCGCCGGCACCAGUUCCUAUAUCAUCAACGUCCACCACCACGACCAGAACAACCACGACGACCACUACUAGCUCAACGACUACCACGAGCACCACGUCAACAACCACCACCACUACCACCACCACCACAACAACUAGGCCAACGACCACCACCACGCCAAGAACCACCACCACAACGCCAAUAAUUACCACCACCACAACCACCACUAGACCAACGACUACCACCACAACUACAACACCCACAACACCCACAACGACCACCACCACAACUACUCCCAAAACUACCACCACAACCACGACUGCCACGCUCUCCACAACCACAACCACUAGCACUACCACUACCUCAGCCACGACGACGACAACCACUCCUUCAAUGACAAGCACCAGCACGACGAGCACCACGACACCAUCACCUUGUGUGCCCGAAUCAACCACAUGGAUUCCCGUAUCCAAAAUCUCCGACGGUCAACCUCAAGAGCCAACAGGACCACCCGUCACCCAGAUCUCCGAUGGUCAACCUCAGGCGCCAGCCCCAACCGUCUGUCCAGCAACAACCACCGUCCCAAGCAUCGUUUCUUACAGCGUUCCAGCGGUCGCAACUUACACCACAGGCGCGGCCAAUCACUUACAAACUCCCAUGUUCGGACGCGGUGUCUCCGGCACAGCGCAAUUAGUUUGCCAAGUCCUGGCCGUCAUGUUCCCUUGGUUGCUUCUUUGAAGCAUCUGCAAGUAUUGAGCCAAGAAACGCCGUCGUGCGAUGGAGGAAGGCAAAAUCAGUUAAUAGGCGUAGCUGCGUUAGCACUACUAGUAGUCUUCUUACACUCUCUCCCAGGAAAAACUGGCCAAACAUCUGGCGAACGGGGUGGCAGGGACUGUGAACAUGCUAUAUCCCCGAGAGAGGCUAAAAGAUCCAAAUGCUCAG